ACGAGUGAGGCCGAACCAGGCGAGUGCUUUCGUCAUCGUGUGCAGGUUUUUUUCGAGUAAUGAAUUAUUGCAGUGGAGUGCUAAAAUUAUGUUAAAUUUGAAGUGAAAUAUAAUAUUGGUGAUGUUGACCUUAGGCUUAUUGUUAUUUCGCAAAAAAACUGUAAAAGAACAUACGUUUACUGUAGUAAUUCGUCAAAAAUCGAGAAAGCUUCAAACGUGUUUGAAGCUUUCGGUUUCGCAUUAAUGGAACUAUGAACCUGGACCCUUUAACGUUUAGCUUAUCACAAAUCAAUUAUCUCGUUGCAAAUUUAAGUAAGAAGAAUUUCAAGCAAACUAGUCAAGAGUUGUCCCAGAUUGUCAGUCUCUAUGGCUUGGAAGCAGAGAAUCAACUGCUGAGGUGUCUGCUUACUGAGGCGGCGAAGACAUCGUGGGACAACGACCGUCCAGGGACUGCGUUCAGUGUUCACGCGACUCUACUAGCGCAGCAUCUGGCGUCGCUUCUGAACCAUCCUGCAAAGUCUACUGUGGUCUGUCGGACUCUAGAUCAUCCAACACGAUCACUACAAAAGGUAUUAAAACCUGCCAACACACUCCUUACUCGACUCGCAAGAUUGCUGAAAUUGACUACGGCCCAAGAUGUUGCCUUCUCAUUGGUGUUGAGAAGAAAUUCAUCAAAGCCUGAGAUUGUUUCUCUUGCUAAAAACCAUUUGAAGAAACGGUUUUUAGACUUUGUUCAGUGUUAUCUUGACGCAGAACGCGGACAUCAAGUUGAGCGUGCAGGUCUUCAGGAAUGCAGCCCUGAAGUUUUGCAAACUCUCUUAACUAGCCUCGCUUACGACAAUUUUCGGCUAGCCGCAGUUACUAAGGACCUCUUUCUGAAACGUUUACGCAUUGACUUUCCACGUGAAGUAGUGCCUAUAGUGUUAGCGCCGUUACUUUACCCUGACGAUACACAAACACCGCUCGAGGAAAUGACCACAUCUGACGACAUGGCAGCAGCUAUGAUGGACAACUCUCUAGCGGAAAUAAUUCGAGAUAUUGGCUAUACAUUUACAGCUUCAGUAGAAGACUGCAAAAACAACAUGAUUAAUUUUGGAGCGCGGGAGCCAACGGCUAUCGACAUAGCUAGAAUAAUUUCAAUGAUGGUGAGAUACCAUGCAACACUACCAGAAGGCCCGCAAAUCCAAACACCUGGAAAUUAUUGGAUGAAUCACGAAGCGAAGAAAGAAGCAAUUGCGCAUGGACAUCCAGAGACAUGGAAUGCUGAAAUAUUUGUUCAAACUUUAAAAGAAUUAGCUUCUAAUUUAAACUGGAAGGAGGUCAUUUUACAACUAGACCAUCAAGAAUUUAUCGUUCCUGACCGACAAGGUUUAAGUUUACUCUUCACGAUUUUGCGAUUAGGUCUUCAAAGCGCAGGUUAUCCGGCUAAUAUAUUUCCAGUAGAAUAUCUAUGUCGAAGAUGGACAAAUCUAGAAGGUCAAAUGAGUUUGAUCACUAAUAUCCUCAAACAUCCAGACAUUUUUAGUUUUGCAGAUCAUCCAUUCCAUCCAGUUUCGAUUGAUCUAUUGAAAUCCCCGCCCGAAACUGAUAAUAAGGAAAUAUCGACAUGGCGCUGUCUUUACUUGGUGGAACUUUUACUAUACGCAUCAGAACGCGGCUACUACAUGCAAGUUCAUGAGUUAUUUAAGUUUCCUCUUCAACACUGUCCUGAUAUUUUAAUUCUUGCGCUAUUACAAAUAAAUCCACCAGUAACAGUAUUCAGACAGGAAUUAUUAACUAUGCUCAUUCCAAUUUUUCUUGGCAACCAUCCUAAUUCAGGUAUAAUUUUACAACACGCGUGGCAUUCACAAAAUCCUAAUAUAAAGCCAAUUAUUAUGCAUGCUAUGGCCGAUUGGUACAUACGCGGCGAAAGUGAUCAAUCAAAGCUAUCGAGAAUAUUGGAUGUCGCACAAGAUCUAAAGGCAUUGUCCUUGUUGUUGAAUGUCCAGUCAUUUCCGUUUGUCAUAGAUUUAGCAUGCUUGGCAUCUCGAAGAGAGUAUUUGAAAUUGGACAAAUGGCUCACAGAUAAAAUACGUGACCACGGUGAGACUUUCGUUUCAGCAAUGGUUAAGUUUCUUCAACGACGAUGCCCACAAGUACUCGGCAAAGUGCCAGACGAGCAAUUGCCUAAAGCCGCUCAGUUGCCCCCAGAGACUAUUGGCACAAUGUUGGCAUGCUUGCAAUUAUGUAUUCCUAAUGUACAGCAAGAGCUACAGGAAGCGAUUUAUAAUGUUAUAGCUAAUUGUCAGACAUUGAUUUUGAGCAAAGCAAGACCAGGUAUACCGGGUAUUGCCCGUCCGCAUACAAGGGUAUUAGAGACACCUUUUAAUCCUGCUGGUUUGGGUGGACAGCUGUUCACGCCACAUGUAGAUGCUAUUGCUAAUUUAACACCAAACGUCGCCAAUAUGACUUUAGGUGCACCAGCAAAUACUGCCUUUGCUAUGCCUGGUACACUAGGGCCAUUGGUUACAGCUCCAGCAUCGCCAUCGAGACUCAUGGGUGCAGGGCCAAACAGUCCCUUUGCGAUGAUGCAAAUGCAGCAUAACCCUAAUGUCGCUAAUAUGUCUGCUCUUGCUAGAAUGCCUCCUGUACCCGCAAUGGAUAAACCUCGAUUACCGGAUCCUAUUCACUUCCCAGAAAUUAUGCAUAAUGUGUCCAAGGAAAUCGAAGAUGAAGCUAACAGCUACUUUCAGAGGAUAUACAACCAUCCUCCACACCCGACUCUGUCGAUAGACGAAGUAUUAGAAAUGUUAAAGAAGUUCCAAGACUCAUCAAAUAAAAGAGAGCGCGAGGUGUUUUCUUGCAUGCUCCGAAACCUUUUCGAAGAAUACAAGUUUUUCCCACAAUAUCCAGACAAAGAGCUGCAUAUUACAGCGCAAUUAUUUGGUGGUAUAAUAGAAAAAGGUCUAGUUCCUAGCUACGUAUCGUUAGGGCUGGCCUUAAGAUUUGUCUUAGAUGCUUUACGUAAGCCGGAAGGUUCUAAAAUGUAUUACUUCGGUAUAGCGGCUCUAGAUAGAUUCAAAUCUCGUUUAAAGGACUAUCAUAAAUAUUGUGAACAUGUUAGAGCUAUACCUCAUUUUAGUGAAUUCCCUCCGCACUUAGUUGAAUACAUCGAAUAUGGCCUUCAGAGCCAAGAGCCACCUACUAAGCCGCAAGGAGCAGUGUUGCCAGCGAGUCUUGCCGCCAUGCUGAAUCAGAGCGCCGUUGUUACCGUUUCAGCACCAUACAGGGCAGUCGUUUGUGUACACAAUCCUAUAUCGGUUAUAUCGAAGGUUACAAAUUGCGCUGCCGGUGGCAUUGGCAGUCGACCGUCUAUAGCGAAUGCCACAAAUAUUGACACACUGCUAACUGCUACGGACAGGGAUGAAAAAAUAAAUGCUCCACCCGAAGCUAUACAAGAUAAGACUGCAUUUAUAUUCAACAAUCUCAGCCAGCUAAACCUGCAAACUAAAUGCGAAGAAUUGAAAGAAAUAAUAACAGAUGAAUAUUAUCAAUGGCUUUCUCAGUAUUUAGUAAUGAAGAGAGCUUCAAUCGAGCUCAAUUUUCACGCUCUGUAUUCCAAUUUUCUCGACGUUCUCAAAAUACGGGAAAUAAAUAAGAUGGUUACGAAAGAAACUUACCGAAACAUUAGAGUAUUAUUGCGAUCUGAUAAAGGCAUAGCGAACUUCUCUGACCGAUCUUUGUUGAAAAAUCUCGGUCAUUGGUUAGGUAUGCUCACUUUAGCUCGCAACCAGCCUAUCCUUUAUGUAGAUCUUGAUCUUAAAGCACUGCUACUUGAAGCUUAUCACAAGGGCCAGCAGGAGCUUCUUUACGUCGUGCCGUUUGUUGCGAAGGUCUUGGAAUCCUGCGCCAAGAGCGUCGUAUUCAGACCGCCGAAUCCAUGGUCAAUGGCUCUAAUGAACGUAUUGGCCGAGUUACAUCAAGAACCCGAUUUGAAAUUGAAUUUAAAGUUUGAAAUAGAAGUGCUUUGCAAAAACUUAAGUUUGGAUAUAACUGAUCUAAAACCAUCUCUAUAUUUAAAGGAUCCAGAAAAAUUAAGGACUAUCGAAUUUCAACUGUCACAACCCAAACCCAAUAAAGAGCCAGCUAAUGUAAUUCCGGUUAACCAGGCUGUAGUUCAGGCUCCACAAAUACAAAUGAUGCCUCCUCAACCACCAAUGAUUCCUAUCGAGGACAUGUCCGGUACUGUUCCCACACCUACGAGUGGUAUGAUUCCCAAUGAUCCGAGCAUGAUGGGUGUUCUGGGAUUGCCGGAGCCUAGAUUUAACUAUCUUGACGUGAAUGUCUCAUCAACUUCGGCUUUCGGUCAGAAAAUAUGUUUCAAUCCGCAUAUAAUUCUUUUCCAAAACUAUCCUCAUUUGAAGCAGUUUGUGAAACCUGCUAUCGAGCGGUCGAUUCAGGAAUGGAUUCAUCCAGUUGUCGAUCGGUCUAUCAAGUAUGCCUUGACGACUUGCGAGCAGAUUAUAAGGAAGGACUUUGCUUUUGACCCUGACGAAGUGCGAAUGCGGACGUGCGCGCAUCACAUGAUGCGGAAUCUUACCGCCGGAAUGGCUAUGAUCACUUGCCGCGAACAGAUCAUCAGCACGAUAAGCACUAACUUGAAAGCUGCUUUUAUCACUGCCCUGAUACCAACUACUCCUCAACAGUUGAAUGUGUUACAGAAGGAUAUUAUAGAAAGUGCAGCAGCAGUUCUUGCUACAGAAAAUAUGGAGCUCGCUUGCGCUUUCAUUCAAAAGACGGCCGUCGAAAAGGCAUUACCUGAACUCGAUAAGAGGCUAAUGAACGACUACGAAAUGAGAAAAAUCGCCCGGCAAGAAGGGCGCAGAUACUACGACCCGAUGGUAUUGACUUACCAAACUGAACGCAUACCCGAAAGGGUGCGACUGCGUGUCGGUGGUCCUACAGACCUGCAGAUUUCAGUUUAUGAAGAGUUUGCAUGUAACAUCCCUGGGUUUAUGCCCGUUCGCGAUGCGGGAAUGUUUAUUCCUAAGCCAUCAGCACAGGAACAAAUACCGCAGAUGACAUUCAGUCAAGUAAUGAAUCCGACACAAGUGUACGGUACCGAUGAAAUGGGCACUCUUAUAACAACAGCGGAAUUGUUCCUGUCCAAUGCGCUAACGGUUCCAUUAUUCGCGGUCCAGGCGACCAACACUCACACUCUGCUGGAGUGUCUUAUCAUAGCGAGACGUAACCGGGACAUCGUAUCUGGCUACACUCUGUUGCAACGGGCUGUUGAAGGUCUUCUGGAUGGCCAUAUUGUCCAACCUGGGACAAACCCUGAGCAUGCGGAGAUGAUGACACGCUAUCGUGACAUUCACUUACGAGUCCUGAAACUUUUGGAAGAUGCUAGGGUUUAUGGUCAUGCUUGGACCACCAAACAAAUAACGUACUGCGUCACCGAAUGUCGGGACGAGCUUCGUUAUAAUCUGGAAGCGAUCGAUUGUCUUGUCAGAAAUCAUCUGAUCAAUUUGCCACAGUACGAUCUUGCGCUCGCACAUCUUAUGGACAACGGGAACAACUACUUGGCUGUGGCAUUUGCGAUGCAACUGGUACAGCUCUAUCUCGUUGACGAUAGGAACAAUUUGUACGCCACUGAAUCCGACUUGUAUCACACUACGGAGACUCUCGUGAGGAUGAUGUCUCACUCCAGACAGCCGCCGCCAGAAGGCCUAGCGACCCUGAUCGAAACGAUAAGAAUAAACCAGGAUCCUAGCACGUACCUUGGUGAACGUUCACCAUUGGGACCAACUGCCCAUAUUCACAAUGGAAUCCUGCAAGUACGAGCCCGAGAUUACGAAGAUCCACCCGGUCUCCAAGAGAAGACAGAAAAUCUCCUUCGUGAAUGGAGGAACGUGCUCCUGAGUCCGCUCACAGAAAUCGAGAUCGGACAGAACUUCAACAUUUACGUUCACCGAAUGAACAUGAACGGAAUACUCAAGUCAGAUGACAUGAUUACUCGCUUCUUCCGUAUCGCAACACAGAUGUGCAUCGAGAAUGUGUACCAGUUGCUCACAGAGGACAGGAUGAACCCACCACCAGUGCCUCCCAAGAGGGAGAAGUACUAUGCGAUAUGCGACUCUUUCAUCAAGCUGGUAUCACUUUUGAUCAAGAAUACCGCGGAUGGUGGCAACCCUACACCAAAACUUAAUUUGCUUAAUAAGAUCCUGGGAAUCAUCGCUGGGUGUCUACUCCAGGACCAUGAAGAACAUGGCGCCAACUUCCAACAGCUUCCUUACCACCGUCUAUUGCUCAUACUGUUCCUUGAUAUGAACAUGGCCGAGCCAGUCCUAGAAUCUAUGAACUAUCAGGUUCUAACAGCAUUCUGCCACACCCUCCGCAUAAUCCGUCCGAGCGUCGCACCGGGAUUCUGCUAUGCCUGGCUGGAAAUCGUGGCGCACAGGGCCUUCGUCAACAGGGUGUUAGCCGUCACACCGCAACAGAAGGGCUGGGGAAUGUAUUCGACGCUGCUUAUCGACCUUUUCAAGUUCCUCGAUCCGUUCCUACGUAAUACGGAACUGGCGACGCCCGUUAUGAUGCUAUACAAAGGAACUCUCAAAGUCUUACUCGUUUUACUUCACGAUUUUCCCGAGUUUCUGUGCGACUACCACUAUGGCUUCUGUGAUGAGAUACCGCCAAAUUGCAUCCAAAUGAGGAAUCUCAUCCUGUCAGCCUUCCCGAGGAACAUGCGGCUGCCCGAUCCUUUCACGCCGAAUUUGAAGGUGGAUCUGUUAGCCGAAAUCACUCUACCGCCUCGUGCAGUUAUAAAUUACGCUACGAUUAUACCGUCUUCGCAGUUUAAGAAGGAUCUGGACGCGUAUAUCAAGGCCAGAGCGCCUGUCACGUUCCUUUCGGAGCUGCGUAGUAACAUGCAGGUGGUGAAUGAGCCAGGCCGCAGAUACAACAGCCAGCUGAUGAACGCCGUGGUGCUGUACGUCGGCACUCAGGCUAUCGCUCAUAUUAGAUCGAAGGGGCAGACCCCGAAUAUGUCAACUAUAGCUCAUUCAGCGCACAUGGAUAUUUUCCAAAACUUUACCGUAGACUUUGACUACGAAGGAAGGUACCUAUUCCUGAACGCGAUCGCAAACCAGCUGCGCUAUCCGAACAGCCACACUCAUUACUUCAGCUGUUGCCUGCUUUACUUGUUCGCGGAGGCGAACUCUGAGGCCGUUCAAGAACAGAUUACAAGGAUGCUGCUGGAGAGGUUGAUAGUGAACCGCCCCCACCCAUGGGGUCUGCUGAUCACGUUCAUCGAACUAAUUAAGAAUCCGAUCUACAAGUUUUGGAGCCACGAGUUCGUACAUUGCGCGCCUGAGAUUGAAAAGCUUCCAAGAGGGGCAGCAAAGAGAGGCGCCCCAGCAACCGCAACCUUCCACUUCUCAACCUGUAAAACACGUCUUACAAUGGAACAAAUUAUUCAAAAAGUAAAUUCAAUACUAAAUCCUUGCCCACACUCGGCUCCGCCGGAAGAAACGGACGGUAAACAGUGUGAUAAAGUGAUUAGUGACAGUGUGAAUCAAUAAAUUUGUGAAUAACAUUGAAUCGGUUGCUUCAAUAAGUGCUCAAAUAGACAUCUCAACUAAAUAGUGCUCGCUACAUGAUACACAACAUUACACACAUGGAAACAUAUACAAACAAACUUUGUAGACUCUUGAUCGAUCGAGUGGACCUAAAGUUACAAUUACAGUAUAUUAAAUAUUAAAUUCGGCUGCUGUUGAUGAGACGUUAAAACUUGAUGACGCUUUUAAUAUACACAUUGCAAAAUAUAAUUGAAAAAUAUAACUGACUGGAACUGUUAGAGGUGCUAGUGAUAUUUUUUAAUUUAUUAGCAAGAGUAAAAAGUGCUCGUGGGAAUGAAGCGGUCGAAUGGUACAUUGAAAACUGAACUGUUGGACAUAAAGUACAAUGCGACAUGUAAUGCAAUAUCGUCUUGUGAAGUUUCAAUUUAUAUAUAUAUAUCUAUAUAUAUUUGUAAAGGUUACUUAAUACUUAAACGUUUAAUAAAUAUGAACACCUUUAUAAAUUCUACGUGUACCACUUAAUAUAUAUUUUUAUAAUGUAUUAUUUAAAUGAAAGCCGAUAGUAUAAAAAUUAUAAUAUAUUAAGUAUUAUGUUCAAUUUUGAGUAUAUAUAUGCUUAAAAUUUAUAUGAAAUAAAAUAAUGCCGGAUUAAAUUUUUAUUAUAUGUAUUCGUGUACUUUUUAUAUUUAGCAUAUGAAGUAUAUGGUAAAUCUGUUGUAUCUGUCGAUUUCGCUAGACUUCCUUGUAACUAGAUGUUCCAGUCUCAGUCGCCAUUCGUAAUUUAAGUAUUACAUAUAAUAGUUGUUGUGUACUGUGUGUAGGUUUCAAGUGAAAUUGUUGAGAUGCUAGGUAACAAUGUAUUUAAAAGUAAUUCAGGUAAAAAAAAAAAAAUAGUUUUAAUCGUGAAUUGUUUAUAAUCAUGGACGUUUUUGCACAGGCGAAGUGAUGUUAUCGUUGGGUUCGGUGAGGUCGACGGCGGCGCUGUCCCUAAUUAAAAUAAAUUACACUUUGUGAUAUAUUCUAGCGCGAUCAUCUAUUAUGAUCGAUAUAAUUUUAGCGUCCUUAUUUCUAGAACAUGGUCGCGUUGCUCGAGACCAAUAACUGUUAAUAUAUCGGUUUAACUGCGCACACUCUCCGCGUUACUGUAAGUCAAUAUAAUAUAUUUACUAUAAAUCUGCUCUCGCGGAUCUCUCUAUCCGGUCUCAUUAUAAAGAGCUGCAUACAUUAAUAUAAAUGAGACCGGGUACAGAGUUUCAAGAGAGGAUUUUUACUAUGGUGAUGAAACCAUAGUAUGUAUUAAUUAGUUGUCAAAAGUAAAAACGACUGACUAUAGUAAAUCGUGCGUUCUGAGCGUCAAAGACGCACGCGUGUUGAAACUACGAACAGUACUAGUAACGAGUAAUGUUAGUUUUUAAAGUAAUAAUUAAUUUUAAGAUUUCGAAAGCAGUGCGCGGAUGUGAUCCUGUAAAUUAAUUUGUAUUGCCGAUUUCGUAGGAGUCUGGCUCGUUAAAGUUGUAACUUAAAAGUGAUUAUUUAAUAUGAAUUGUCAGUGUAAUUUAUAUGAGAAUGUGUACGUUUGGAGUUACCAUUUGCUAGACGGUGACCGUGCAUUGCUAUGUAAAGUGUUAGAUGUAACUUGGAUAUAAGUAAUUUAGGGAGAAUUAGUGUUAAUGUUAACGCUACAAUGUUCUGAGUAGGGAAUCCGAACCCGAUACUUUAAGGUAAUAUCUGGAUAUCCAAAGACUUUUAUAUUAUUUUAUAUUUAUCACAAAACAUUUAAUAUAAUAAUAAACUUCCAUAAAAAAACACAAUUUAAACAUGGCCACUCUUCAAAAAUCAGUGUUGUUUUCGACUAUUAUUUUAAUGAAUUCAUAUAAAAAUGUUUAGUUUCACAAAUUUUAGUUUAAAUUUUAUUCCAUUUAUGUAAAAGAAUACGUAUUUAAAAAUGUAUAUAGUCUUUACAAAAACUUCCAUAAACAAGUUUGACUGACUUACCUUAUUUAUAUUCGUAUGUGAACUGAAGCUAUAUAAAUACGUAUGAAAAAAAACCGAAACUUCCUUUUUUAUAAACGACGCGGAGUCAUUUGUAUGACGUUGACUAGCAAGUAACCGGGCACGUGUCUGAGAAUAUAAGAGUUUGAACGUAAACAUCUACGGCCUUGCUUACAAACGUUGUUUAGCGAUGGUUUAGUCAAACACGGAUUUUUCUCUUUCCCUCAUCAUUCAUUUGAUAUGAGAAAGAAGGAGACAAAACAUUGUUGAAGUAAUCAAGAACUAUUCACGCCCUGAACAACAUUUUUAAGUGAAGCCGUUAUUCAGUUACUUUAAUAAAAUUAAUGACGACGAAUGUUAACUUCAUAAUAGUAGUGUUUUAAACUAAUUUUAAUGUAAAUUUUAUCCGUUGACCAAUCAGCAAGCGCUGAAAUUUUUAAAGAUAUUGUACAUAAAUGGAUUUUAUAUUGUUUAGGGUGUCGAAGUAAAUUUGUGUUUAACUUACACUCGCUUUACAAACGUUUAUAAGUAAGGCCGAAAAUGAUUAACAGACAUUUAGUUAUGAAAACAAAUAUUUGCAGCUAAUUAUGAUUGUAGUGUAGACAUAAAAUUACUUGUCCGUGUGUUAAUGUAGGUAUAAAUCAGGUUUUUAUUGCAUAAACUAAUUUAUCUCGUAUCAAUACACUUAUUAUUCGUGCUUAAAAAGGCAAGUUAAAACGCAAACAAAGCUGAAAUUUAGUUCAAAGUCUCAUGUCGAAAAAAAAAUAUAUAAAUUUUAAUUGCUUACAAAUAUUCUAUAAAGUGGCUGUAACGUAGAUAAAUAUAAAUGUUUACGAUAAUAAUUGAACUUUUUUACUAAAAUACUUCCUAUAUAAUAUUACUAAAUAUGACAUGUAUGAAUUUCUCGGGAUCCCCGGGAUUGGAUUCCCUAGUUGUAAGUUACAUACUCCAUUUUUUAAACGAUUUGUGUUGUAAUAAAAUAUUUUUUCAUC
Molecule: messenger RNA, 10540 nt
Organism: Vanessa atalanta (red admiral)
Lineage: Eukaryota; Metazoa; Arthropoda; Insecta; Lepidoptera; Nymphalidae
Gene: Not1
Product: CCR4-NOT transcription complex subunit 1
Exons: 16
Coding region: 252-7559 (2435 amino acids)
Biological process (GO): nuclear-transcribed mRNA catabolic process, deadenylation-dependent decay
Cellular component (GO): CCR4-NOT core complex; P-body
Molecular function (GO): molecular adaptor activity
Source: RefSeq, a predicted model, not a curated record